Messenger RNA from Ostreococcus lucimarinus CCE9901, 6819 nucleotides. RefSeq lists its product with no specific name. Gene Ontology annotation, cellular component: membrane. The record is from RefSeq and is a predicted model, not a curated record. Bases 1 to 6819 code for a protein of 2272 amino acids. Gene Ontology annotation, molecular function: glycerophospholipase activity. NCBI's taxonomy places the organism in Eukaryota, Viridiplantae, Chlorophyta, Mamiellophyceae, Mamiellales, Bathycoccaceae. Gene Ontology annotation, biological process: fatty acid metabolic process. The transcript is spliced from 2 exons.
AUGGGGAGCCGUGGCAAGCGAAUCGUCGAGAUAGGUCCCGAUGGAACGAGCGAAGGGAGCGAGGACGAGGCGUUCUGGGCGGAGCAGCCCGCGCACACGGCGAAUCGAGCAGAGCGGAGGGCGGACGCCAUGCGCGUGCUGGACGUGCAGUCGAACGAUGACGCGAGCGCGGUGGCGCAAGCGUAUCGAAAGUUAGCGCUGAGACAUCAUCCCGAUAAACACCGAGGGGAUCCGGACGCGGAACGGAAGUUUCGAGAGAUCGUCAGAGCGUACGACACGCUGACGAGGGAGUACGGACUGUCGGGCGAAGCCGCAGCGACGGGAUCGAUGCAAGAUAACUUUGCGAGCGCGGCAGACAUGCGUGAUUUUGCCGCGAGCUUUUUUGAGAGCUUUUUCUUCGGUGGAGGGUCGUUCGCGGGUGGUCGAGGCGGGGGCGGCGGUCGACGAGGGGAGUAUGACGACGCGAGCAGUCGCGACUACGACGACGACAGCGAGGGCGACUCUCUUCCUAGCUUGGAUGACUACGACGACGACGACUACACCGACGACGAAGAGUAUACGGAUUUACACAACUUCUUCGGGAGCGAUCCACCGCCAGGGUGGGCUUCGCGAGGGGCACCCGGCAAGUGGUUUGGACGUCCGGGGAGUAGUCAAGGGAGCGGGGGACGACCGUCCAUGACGGAUGAUCAACUCUUUGAGCACUUGGAACAAAUGCGUAAAGAAGCUGCGCGAUACGCUGCGGAGCUGGCGAAGCAAGAGAACGAGGCUCGACGAGCGAAUGAACCUCUGGAGAAGCUUCAACGCCCGACGCUGGUUUCGCGCACGGAUGACUCCAUUACGCUCAACUUGUACCGCACAAAAUCUACCACGCAAACCUUACCGCAAGACAGGUGCUGGGAGCUUAGCUUAAAGAAAGAAAAGGAGCACAAUUACACGGUGUUCACAUCCGUCAAAGGCAAGACUGUAAUUACGGUGGACGAUUUAUUACCGGGAACAAAGUACUGCUUCAAGGCUAGGGUAGGACGCGUAGACGAGUCCACCGGCGAGGUCACAGAAUGGGGCCCGCAUAGCGUAGAAAGUAUGUACGUGACGUCUGGUCGAGCGCCGGUAGGAAAUAGUGGGAAACAAUCCGUCAGAGCAGAACACGAAGAAGUGGUGACUGAAGCCGGUAUGGGGAAAAAGGCAAAAAAGCGCGCCGCGAAAGAGCAGGCCGAAAAGGAAGAGCGUGAGCGUCUUGCUGCUGCGGAGAAGGAAGGCAACACCACUGCAGCAGCAGUCGCAGAUGAAGCUGCGGCUCGUCAGGCUGCGCUGCGUAAAGCUGCGGAGGAGGCCGCUGAGCGGGAGAUGGCAGAGAUGGAGGCUAUUCGCAAGCGUGUCGAAGCAUCGAAGAAACCGGACGUCAAAGCGGCAGCUUCUGCGGGUGAAGGUAUCUCCAAGAAAGCAGCGCAGCGGAAAAAGAAGAAGGAACGCGCAAAGGCGGAGGAGUUAGCGAAAGAAGUCGAAUCUAGUAUGGGGUCAAUGCCGACGGAGACGGAUGAAGAGCUUGCCAGACGUUUGCAAGCCGAGGAGGAUCGUUCUUCGAUGUUAGGAAACAAGCACAUGAGUGCACCUAAACCACCAGUACCGUCGGGACCCCCGCCGUCUUGGGCGGCAGCUCCUGCGAUGCGAAUGCCAGUGAAGAAACCUGAGCCAGUAGCGGUGCGUGGGCCACCCUCGGGCGUGCCUCUUCCGCCGCAGUCGGCGCCUCCGCUAGGUCAGAGUAGAAUCCCCACACCACGAGCUGGUGAAGAAGGACACGCCCCUCCCCCUCUUCCACCAGGUCCUCGACCUCCGGCGUCGUAUGGUGCGGCUGCUCCUGCGCCGCCUCCUCGGCAUCGAGGUUCUCCGCCGCAAACCGGCGCUUGGGGCGUCGCGCAAAGCUCUGGAAUUAGCUCCGCGAGCACCUGGGGCGAGACGAGGCCUGCAGUAGCGCCAGUGGUUGCGCCAUCGCCGCAGCACGCUACGCCACCGCACCAGGCGCCGAGUCAACCCGCUUCUUGGAGUCCGGCGAACAGCAACUGGCAACCCAUGGGCGCCGGCAUGGGCGCUUUGCCCGUCGGCGAUGUAUUCGCAACGGACACGCAGCAAAUGCCUCCACCAUCCGCUGGUCUCUUCGUUGGCGGCUUGGAACAAAAUUGGAAUCCAUCUGUGGCGCCCGCCGCGCACUGGGGCGGUCAAUCAUCGUGGAACGGAGGCAGCGGCGCUCCACCGCCGGCUCAAGGCGCGAGCGGCGCCGACUGGGGCCUGGGAGGUUUAGGCGUUAAUGCCGAUCUAAAUGCUGGCACUCCGAGCUGGAGUGCGUUCGCCGGUACAUCCCCCACCGCCGGGCCUGUUUGGGAACACGGCGCCGCGGUGGACGUCGUCGUCGAGCGCGCGGAUGAUUUCGAUCGCGAUCGCGCGCGCGAGUGUGAGAUCUCGCUCGUCGGUCAAGGGGCGUGGAUGCGAAGCUCGAAACACGCGACGCUUGGGAAGAUUUCAUUCCGCGAAGGCGAAGGCGAAGGCGAACGCGAGCUCGACGAAGGGAAACUGACGUGGCGCGUGCCGGAAGACGUGCCGAGCGGAGAGUACGAACUGAAGGCGAGCGUGCCGAACUCACGACCGGCGAUCGAGACGACGACGCGGAUCGUGAUCUCUGAAAGGAUGAAGGCGCGACGGACGAGCGCGGGGACGUGCGAGGCGACGUGGGACGCGCGCGCGAUUCCCGGAGAUUACACGGCGGAAGAUGGAUGGAAACUGGCGAUUGAUAUCACGCCCGUGAUUGAAGAAGGAGAGGAUGUCAACGCAGUGGUGUCUCACGCGUUUAUACUCGCCGCAGAGAGUGGAUUGAAGACGCACACGAAGGAUGGGACGCGCAUCUUGUGCGACAUCUCAGAGGCUGAGCGAGAGAGUCGGCGCAAAACGUUGCGAUUGCUUCCCAACCGCGCUUGUGAUAUCGCGCUUUGCGCUUUUGGGGACGAGUCAGAUGCCAUGGCGGAUUACGUCACGUUGAGAGUUAGGGUGGACAUGUCGCAGACGAUGAUGGAAGUGUGCGCGAGUGGGCAUCCGUCGCAGACGAUUUCGUCGCGGAGCGUGCAUUCUGCAGACGGCUACUACUCCAGAAGUCCACCGAUUAAAUCGAUAGAAAAGAAACCGGACGGCGAAGAGCUAAAAGAUGUUACGAACAUUGACGAUAGGGAAGCGGUGCUGAAGGAUGACUUGAGCUUGGGUCGCUGGGCCGCAGAGGAGAGCACCGACGGGUGGCGACAGGAGCCUGGUUUGAAUGUUCUCGUCGUGCGCGCAGACGACUUCCAGCCAAUCUAUGAGUGUACAUGGGACACCAGCGGUGGUGCGCGUCGCGCGAAAGAAAUUGAGACGCAGUUACAGUCAUUCAUGAAGUCAUUCUUUGACGGCGGCGCCGUCGACGUGGCUCGAAAAAGCGUGCCAGAACAUUUUCUUUGCAUCACCACCUGUGGUCAAUGGAGCGGAGGGACGGCUAAAAUUAGCGAAAAAAUUUCAAAAGCGUUGCAACUCGUUCUCGUUGGAAUCCUAGGCUCGGACAAGGGCGACGAUGGCGUGAGCGCGCGCAUUCACAAAGCAUUGGCAGUUCCAGACAAGCCUCUUGCCAUCGCCGCUGUGUCUUAUGGGAGCGCUCGAGACGAAGUGCACACGUGGGUUGACGUGAGCGAACCGAAAGGCAAAGCGAUCAUCAAAACGUCGUUGAGCAAUUCCAACGGUGCGUGGUACCCUACGUUGAUCCAGCGCGGCGAAGGCGAGCACGCGUCUGAUUGGUACAUUCCUUGGAGAAAUUACGCGCGCGAAGGGUGGAGCGUAUUAAGUGAAGACGCGCGAGUUCAACGAUACUCACAACUGAUAGGCGAUAUACGACACAUGGUUUUCGAUGCCGAAAGUGGUUCUCGAGUGAGCGUGUACAAUUUGGUACGUGCACUCGUCAAAUACGCCUCACGGCGUAGUGGCGAUAAAUCGUUGGUACCGACGGUGGACAUGCUUCUCGUUGAAAUUAUUCUUUCGCGUGGAGCGCUGGCGGUUGUCGAGUGCGUCAAUGCUGGUGCGGUUGAGUAUGUCGUUGAUAGAGUGCUUUCGUGCGUGCGCGAAGAUGCCACCCACGACAAGUUGGAGGUGCUAGAUAAGGCGUACAUCAAAUCGCUUCUCAAAUUGCUCACCGUGGACGAUUUUGCGAUGUAUGCGGAAGGCAUUCGCAGAGGCGCCGCGGAUGCUGCAUUGCGCGUGAUUCAUGCGUUUUGGAACGGGAGUUCCACAUUCUUUGAUAGUAACUCGCGCGAGAUGCUCUCACAGCUAGCGGAGCACAUGGCGCUCACAGAUUUAGCCACUGUGCGCAUGGUUGCCAAAGACGAACACUCAAUGACUGCUUUUACCGCCAUUCGGUCGAGUUUAACUUGUGCGGCGCCUUACUCAGGAGAGAUCUCUGGCAAAGUCCACAUUCUAGACAUCUUGCCAGCGAACGAACAAGACGGACUGAUUGAGUUGCCGACAUCGCCGAGGACAAAUGAUGACGUCUCACCAGUAAUGACGCCGGCGCAGAAAAUAUUGCAGGCGUACGACGAAAUUUGGGAAGGCGGCGAGUCACCGGAUAAAGAUGGUGAUAAGGAGUGGACAAUGGUAGAAACCGGCGCCGAUCAAGUGAAUCAACCUGACAACGCAGCGUCAAGCUCGCUUCAAAUAGAGGAACCCGUCAUGCACACCCCAGAACCGAUCAAACGAACAAUGUCCGGACAGAUCGAGUCAGCGCCUGAGCAACCUCUCGACGGUAUAGUCAUUCUUUGUGCAAAAGGCGGCGACUGGAACACGCAUAUUUCGAUGAUUCGACAAGCUCCCAGACUCAUGUGGCGCGCUCGUGAACGCGGCGCUCGCGCUGUCAUUUUUACGUGGCCUCGACGCGGGUUGGCGUGUGUACCGGUUCAGCCGUUGUUAUCGAGUCCAAACUUCGACAACGUGACGAACAUUCCAAGCUUCGUCAUGUGCGCGGAGUCACUGACACGGUUGCUUCAGUUUUCCGAUGACUGCACUCUAAAAAUUGAGAUCCCUCCGAAUGGUCUGGUUGGCACCGCUGAAGCGCUCGCAAAGCGAAUCGGGAACCAGCUCAUGGCGGCGUGCGCAGAUCGACCACCGCCCAUGACGCCGUCUGUUACACCGCCAAUCGCCGGUCGUUUUCGCGGCCGAUUUAAGCACACUGAUGCGCAGACUCUUCUUCCACGUGAAGACGUCUCUUCACCGCGAACGCCUUCGGCGUCCACAGGAGAAGGCUUUGCUGCGGCUUUGAUUCGCAGAGUCACGUUUACGCAGUCCGGUGAAAGCAAAGAAGAACCGAAGGAUGAAGAAACCUACGUGCGCGAUGCCGAGAAGGAUGAACGUGACUUCGAAUCGCUUCGCCAUCUCAGUGAAAAAGUGGCGGCGCCCCCGAUGGACGAAAACUCGCAUCUCGACGCUUGGCGGAGCGCAAAUUUAGAAGGCGGCGUGUCGCGAUGGACGCGUGCCAUGCGACUCGUGAACGCGCUGGGGGAUCACGGAGUGCCAUUCAUGAAAGGCGCGUAUCCGGAUAACACCGGUGCAGAUGAUGAUGGACCGAUUCGUAUUCUGAGUUUGGAUGGAGGCGGCAUGCGUGGCAUCGGCACGCUCGUCAUGUUGGAACGCAUCCUAGAGGCUACGAAUAGUUGGUGUGUCGGAGACUGCUUCGACCUCGUUGUAGGCACUUCCACGGGUGGUAUCAUCGCUGUUGGUGCUGGUCUGCUUAGGAUGACGACCGACGAGUUGCACGAGCUGUACGUCAAGAUGGGCGAUGAGAUAUUCCCUAGAAAAGCCGACUCAUCCUUGACUCACUGGUACAACCAAACGACAAAGUUCUACCACCGCGGUCGAGAAGAGGCAAGAAGUUUUGAGACUAUGCUGCGCAAAGCGUUGCGAGAGGAAGCCGAAAAACCACUGUACAGUAUCACGUCCCAUCCACGUUGGUAUUCCUCGACUUCUCCGCCGCCGCACGUCUGUCUAGUUUCACACCUCGUGAGUCGGUCACCUGCCACAACGUUUCUGAUGCGUUCGUACAAACACGACGCGAGAGGCAAAAGCCAUCUCGGCCACUUGCCAGGCGAACAUCGUGCGAGCUUGUUGAACUCAAUUCGCGCGACGACUGCCGCGCCUUGGUUCUUGGAAGAGCUCAGGAUGAAGAAAGAAAUCGGGGGCGCUGGAGGUUUUGCACGAGAGCGUAAGUCUGAAGCCGAUAACGCGAACUCUCGCGCGUCGCCCAACGACGUGGAAAAGAAGCAGACUACGGAAGACCAUCGCCACGAUCAUCAAAGAGCACCGACAAACGUCAAUGCGGAGAUCCGAUUGAUCGACGGCGCCAUCGCGAGCAACAAUCCCACCGCCGUCGCGGUCUUUGAAGCGCGUCGCUUGUUCUCAAAAUCCCGACCGCUCUGCGUCGUUUCUCUCGGCACCGGUGCCGCCGUUCCAAACUCUCGCGACGCGCGUCUAUCCGGUUUCCCCGGUUGGCUCGACAAUACCAUCCACGCGUCGUGCGACGUCGCCCAAGUCGACGCCACCAUCAGACACUUACUCGGCGCCGACGACGCGUAUUACCGUUUCCAGCCAACCGCCGACGUCUUCAGCUGCGAGCUCAACGACGUCUCCCCCGAGACGUCGUCCAAGCUCAAGCACGCCGCCGCCGCGUACAUGGACACCGUCGACGCCCAGGUUCGCGAGCUCGCCGAGAUUCUUCGCAUCGCCGCCGCGCCCUCGCCAUCGAACCGCCCAGACGGCGCGCGAUGA